Messenger RNA from Colletotrichum orchidophilum, 1230 nucleotides. RefSeq names its product PH domain-containing protein. NCBI's taxonomy places the organism in Eukaryota, Fungi, Ascomycota, Sordariomycetes, Glomerellales, Glomerellaceae. Bases 1 to 1230 code for a protein of 409 amino acids. The record is from RefSeq and is a predicted model, not a curated record. The transcript is spliced from 2 exons.
AUGACGACGAUGGCCCAGUCACAGAUUCAGCUGCCCACGCCGCAUCCGGCACCAAGCUUGGACGUUACCAUACCACCAUCCUCGAUAUCUCUCCCGACCGAUGUCAAUUCUCGACUCCGAAGCCGUUUAGCUCUGGACCCCUACUCGUCGCCUGUUAAUCAAAAUGGUAGUUUCGAAUUCGACCGCGUCGUGAAGAGCGGCUACCUGCAGAAGCGCACGCAAAAGACAAAGACGUGGAAGUCAAAUUACUUCGUCCUCCGACCCAAUUCGCUCUCAAUCUACCGAUCUGACAAGGAGGACAAGCUGCGACACAAACUGUACCUCGCCGACUUGACCGCUGUUGCGUUACUCAGGGACCCCAAGAACAAGAGAAAGAACGUGUUUGGACUAUUCUCGCCAGCGAGAAACUACCACUUCCAGGCUAGCAGUAGCCAUGAUGCUGAGGAAUGGGUAGAUUUGAUUAGGAAUCACGCCCGAAUUGAAGAGGAACACGAUGAGCUGCUUCUUGCGAGCCCAGGUGGCAAGCGACAGUCUUAUCUGGUAGUUGGUAGAUCCGCCCAGGCCGGAGAGAUAGCACGAGCCGAGAGACUAGCAUCGAGUUCUCCAGAGCCGCUGGAACCUCCAGUGCCACGCUUUGUCGGUUCAACCCAUAGACGUCCAUCGCAGAUGGCGGAUACCGCUGGGUACUCUGGUAACGAGCUCGCCUCGCACUCGGACUUCUCGGACAACGACGUUCAGCGGGUACAGGGUAUGUCUAUCGAGGACUUGGCGGUCCAGUCGCCAGGCAAAGGCUCUCAGGACCGGCCAGGUCUCGACCGUAACGCGAGCCAGAUCAGUGGUCUGAACAUUGAGCAAGACCCGGAUCGUGUGAUCUGGCAGGGCUGGCUCUGGUUCCUCCGCAGCAAGGGCGGCGUGAAGCAAUGGAAGAACCUGUGGGGUGUGCUCCGACCACGGAAUUUCAUCCUUUACAAGGAUGAGUCCGAGUACACGGCGCAAUUCAUCCGCCCAAUGUCAGCGAUUGUCAAUGUUGUUGACAUUGAUCCCGUCAGCAAGACCAAAAAACACUGUCUACAGCUCAUCACUGAGGAAAAGAGCUACCGAUUCUGCGCCCAUGACGAAGAAUCUCUGAUUCACUGCCUCGGCGCAUUCAAGAGUUUGUUCGCCAAGAGACGAGAGCUCGAAACGCGGGGUCCUACGGGAGGAACUCAGCCCACUACCAUUGCGGCAUGA